Haliotis rufescens (red abalone) is the source of this 1293-nucleotide messenger RNA. Its product is annotated as salivary glue protein Sgs-3-like. NCBI's taxonomy places the organism in Eukaryota, Metazoa, Mollusca, Gastropoda, Lepetellida, Haliotidae. The record is from RefSeq and is a predicted model, not a curated record. The coding region runs from base 1 to 1293 and encodes 430 amino acids. The transcript has 2 exons.
AUGGCGGGGACAUAUGUGCUGCUCCUCGUCAGUGUCCUGCUUCAAGGAAGUGAACAGAUGCCGCCUCUCAAACAACCAAACCUCCCGAGACCCCCUCCUGCUGGUACGAGCAGCUCCGGUCUUCUGCUUCCAGCUCCUUUCAUAACUAAUAAAGUCAACCCCUUGUCUAGGCGAAAACCUGUAACAACCAGAGCCACCACCACAACAACGUCCCCAACAACAUCCGCCACCACUUCAACUUCCCCUACAGCUUCCCCUACUACCACUUCAACUACAACCACAAUUAAAAAUCCCCCCACAACUUCCUCGACUACUACAACAUCAGCCACGACGACAACUUCCCCGACUACCACAACAUCCGCCACGACUACAACUUCCCCCACCACUUCCCCGACUACAACAUCCGCCACAACGACAACUUCCCCGACAACUUCCCCGACUACAACAUUCGUUACGACUACAACUUCCCCUACAAAUACUACAACCACCAGGACGACAACUUCCCCGACUACCACAACAUCCGUCACAACUACAACUUCCCCUACAACUUCCCCAACUACCACAACAUCUGCUACUACUACAACCACAACUACAACUUCCCCCACAACUUCCUCGACUACUACAACAUCCGUCACGACUACAACAACUACCCCCACAACUUCCCCGACUACCACAAAAUCCGCUCCGACUACAACUUCCCCCACAACUUCCCCUACUACUACAUCCGUCAGGACUUCAACUUCCCCGACUACUGCAACUUCCCCCACAACUUCCCCGACUACUGCAACAUCCGUCACGACUACAACUUCCCCUACAACUUCCCCUACUACUACAACAUCUGCCACGACUACAAGCUCCCCGACUACCACAACAUCCGCCACGACUACAACCUCCCCGACUACCACAACAUCCGACACGACAACAAAUUCUCCUACUACCACUUCUACUACCACCACGACUACAACUUCGCCUACCACGACGGUAACUCCCAUCAGAUAUCACGAGUGUCCGCCUCACACCAUCAACAUCGACAACAAACAACGUGACGACAAACGAUGGUGGGUCAACAACUACUGCCACUUCUACGGCGCGGUCCAGAGCUUUUCCCACGCGGGCCCCUCCCUACAGUGCAAGGGUGCUAAUUACAACUCAGAAGACGUUUACACGUAUGACGAGUUCGAACGAGGUUUGACUGAGAGCGGUGACGUCGAUGAUGACACUGACGUGGUACUACUACUACACUCUCGACUACACAAUCCACAAGUACAACAGCGAAAACUACGAAUGGUUUGA